AUGGCGGGCCGCAGGGUGGGAGUGUGUGUGAGCGAGAAGAAGCGCAGGAGGAUGAAGGUGGCGGCGCUGGCGGAGCUCUGCGCGAGCAGAGGGCUGCAGGUGGUGGAGAUAGACCUGACUCAGCCCAUGGAGUCUCAGGGUCCGUUCGACGUCAUAGUGCACAAACUGUCCGACGUCAUCGUAGAGGCCGAACACGACAGCCAAUCACAGCAGCUUCUCCACAACUUCCAGAAUUAUGUGUCUGCUCACCCUCGGACCGUCCUGCUGGACCCCCUGCCCGUCAUGAAGCAGCUGCUGGACCGCUUUGCCUCCUACCGCAUCAUCAGCAAACUUCAGGACAUGCUAAGAGAUAAGAAUAUUUGCUGCCCUCCAUAUUUAGAGAUCAACACUGCCGACCUGUCCGCCGUCCAGGAAGCAGUGGACAGGAAGCAGCUCACGUACCCUUUGAUCUGUAAAACCAGAGUGGCGCAUGGAUCUCGCUCACAUGAGAUGUCUCUGAUCUUUAAUCCAGCAGGUCUGCGAGACGUGCAGCCCCCCUGUGUGCUGCAGAGUUUUGUAAAUCAUGGAGCUGUGCUGCAUAAAGUGUUUGUGGUGGGUGAAGACCAUUUCACUGUGGAGCGUCCGUCACUCAAAAACUUCCCCACUGGACCCCAUGACAGAGAAACCAUCUUCUUUAACAGCCACGAGGUUUCCAAACCAGAGUCCUGUUCACACCUCACAGCUCUGGAUGAGACGAUUCCUCGGCUCCCAGCCCCCAGCGACGAUGCGAUGGUUGCCUUGGUGAAGAAGCUGAGGGCGGAGCUUGGAAUGGCUCUCUUUGGAGUGGACGUUAUUGUAAACAUACACAAUCACACUCUCACCAUCAUCGACAUCAACAUCUUCCCUGGCUAUGAAGGCGUUCCUCAGUUCUUCUCCUCGCUCGUCAAUCAUAUCGAGUCUGUGCUGGACCCAUCACACACUUCUGAAGCCCAGGAAGAUGUCACUGACUCUCAGGUGGAACAGUGA
Molecule: messenger RNA, 1005 nt
Organism: Colossoma macropomum (tambaqui)
Lineage: Eukaryota; Metazoa; Chordata; Actinopteri; Characiformes; Serrasalmidae
Product: inositol-tetrakisphosphate 1-kinase-like
Exons: 10
Coding region: 1-1005 (334 amino acids)
Biological process (GO): inositol trisphosphate metabolic process
Cellular component (GO): cytoplasm
Molecular function (GO): ATP binding; inositol-1,3,4-trisphosphate 6-kinase activity; magnesium ion binding
Source: RefSeq, a predicted model, not a curated record